AUGCAGGAAACGUCCGUCAUCGCAUCGGUAUCGUUGAUGGCCGGCGCGAUCUCACUGUUUGGAGUGAUGAUAUUUCUUCCACGCCUCUAUUGGGAAAUGGCCGAUCUGCGUGACGAAGUAUUCGAUGCCGUUGGAAGUUUUAAGGCUAGUUCUAAGAAUAUUACUUGCUUGAUUCAUUUUAAAGAAUUUGCGGACCUUCCUGAGUGGUGCCAGUGCGACAUGAUACCACACUGUCCGCCUGGACCACCUGGACCACCUGGACCACCUGGAUUGGCGGGAAUCGCUGGUAUUCCUGGUCCGCCUGGAUUGGACAGCGAAAUUACAGGCGCACAAGUGACGAGUUGCCUACCUCCAAUGGGAUGUGUUAGAUGUCCACCAGGACCACCAGGACCACGUGGACCGGACGGGAUUGCUGGACCACAGGGUACUCCAGGCAUUCCCGGUGCUCCAGCCUUGGGAUAUGGAUUAGGCCGUGGGCUGCCCGGACCUCCUGGACCGCCAGGAGAUCCAGGUAUGGAUGGAAGACCUGGCAUUCCAGGUCCUCCAGGAUUUCCUGGCAGAGAUUCCACCAGCUACUUUAAGAGCCGCGGCCCCCCUGGCCCACCUGGUCCUCCAGGCGCUCCGGGAGUCAUGGGUAUUCCUGGUGCACCGGGAUUCCCCGGAUUAGCCGGACCACCUGGCCCAAUGGGAGAGCCGGGUCCUGAUGGACCAGUCGGUGAGCCUGGAGCAGAUGGCAUUGUUGGACGACCAGGUAUUCCGGGAAGGGACGCUGAAUACUGUCCAUGCCCACCACGUACUUCGUAUCUUCAGCAUAGGAAAGCGUAG
Molecule: messenger RNA, 825 nt
Organism: Angiostrongylus costaricensis
Lineage: Eukaryota; Metazoa; Nematoda; Chromadorea; Rhabditida; Metastrongylidae
Source: the annotation of a GenBank genome assembly